AUGGAUGAUUAUACUAGUAAUAAUGCCAGUGAAAAUGAAACAAUAACUCUGAAAAGUAGUGACGGUAUAGAAUUUCAUAUUGAUGCACGUAUCGCUAAUCGUUAUAACUUGCUUAACAAUUGGAAUGGUAGUGGCACGUAUUGGUUCACUGCUUUUAAAAAAAGUGCAUGCCUUCCUAACGUUACCGGAAAAGUCUUGGAAAAGGUUCUUGAAUGGUGUGAGCAUCAUAUUAACGAUCCACUACCUAAUUAUGAUGACGACGAUUCUCGAAGAAGAAAUACUGUAAUCGAUGAUUGGGACCAACAUUUCCUAAAUCGUGUCGAUCAGGAUAUGCUCUUUGAUAUCAUUCUGACUGUCGCCAAUAUGAUUAAGGGUAAGUCACCCGAAGAAGUGAGAUCUACCUUUAAUAUUGUUAAUGAUUUUACUCCGGAAGAAGAAGAAGCUAUUCGUAAAGAAAAUGAAUGGAUUGAUGAUGAUUAUUAA
Messenger RNA from Cetraspora pellucida, 483 nucleotides. The record is from the annotation of a GenBank genome assembly. NCBI's taxonomy places the organism in Eukaryota, Fungi, Glomeromycota, Glomeromycetes, Diversisporales, Gigasporaceae.